AUGAAGCUUUUUAAUGAGAUGAAGGAGGAUAAGAAUCUGUUUGGGCCUGAUAUGUGUACUUAUAAUACGGUUUUGUCUGUUCUUUGUAAGAUUGGGAAGAUUGAUGAUGCGAUUGUUGUGUGGGAGGAGCUUAAAGGGUGUGGUUAUGAACCGGACGAGUUUACUUACAGGACUCUUGUUCGGGGUUGUUGUAGGAGUUGUAGAAUGGAUGAGGGUGUGAGGAUUUUUAAUGAGAUGAAGGAUAAUGGGUUUCGUCCUGGGGUGAUUGUGUAUAAUUGUGUUUUGGAUGGGUUUUUUAAGGCGGGGAAGGUUAAUGAAGCGUGCGAGAUGUUUGAGAGAAUGACUCGAGAAGGGGUGAAAGCUUCUUGUUGGAGUUAUAAUAUUCUGAUUCAUGGGCUUAUGAGGAAUGGGAGAUCGGAAGCUGGUUAUACGCUUUUUUGUGAUCUGAAAAAGAAAGGUCAGUUUGUGGAUGGGAUUAGUUAUAGCAUUGUUGUGCUGCAGCUUUGUAAAGAGGGUCACUUGGAAGAGGCUUUGGAGUUGGUGGAGGAAAUGGAAGCUAGAGGCUUUUCGGUUGACCUUGUUACGAUAACGUCUCUCUUGGUUGGCAUUCAUAAGCACGGUCGUUGGGAUUGGACAGAUAGGCUCAUCAAACAUGUUAGGGAAGGGGAUCUGUUACCCGGUGUUCUUAGGUGGAAGGCUGGAAUGGAAGCGUCUAUCAAUAACUUGCAUUCCAAGGAAAAAGAUUAUUCGUCAAUGUUCCCUUCUAAAGGAGGGUUUAGUGAGAUCAUGAGUUUCAUAACUCAUCCCGGGGAUGAUGAUGAUGAUGAUGAUGAUGAGGUGGAAACUUCCUCUGAAGAAAUCGACGAGUGGUCAUCAUCUCCAUACAUGGAUAAAUUGGCCAAGCGUGUUGUGAAGUCAACUGGCAAUGCUCCGCGACUGUUUACUCCCGACCGUGGACAGAGAGUUCAACAAAAAGGGUCUGAUUCUUUUGAUGUUGAUAUGGUGAAUACUUUCCUGUCUAUAUUUUUGGCCAAGGGAAAGUUGAGCUUGGCUUGUAAAUUGUUUGAGAUUUUCACCGACGCGGGUGUGGAUCCUGUCAGUUAUACUUAUAAUUCCAUCAUGAGCUCAUUUGUCAAAAAAGGCUAUUUUAACGAGGCUUGGGCCAUUCUAUCGGAAAUGGGAGAAAAGCUCUGCCCAACUGAUAUCGCUACGUACAAUAUGAUAAUCCAAGGUUUAGGAAAGAUGGGAAGAGCAGAUCUAGCCAGCACUGUUCUCGAUCGACUGCUGAAACAGGGUGGUUAUCUCGACAUAGUUAUGUAUAACACUCUCAUUAAUGCUUUGGGGAAGGCAGGGCGAAUCGAUGAGGUGAACAAGUUCUUUGAGCAAAUGAAGAGCAGCGGGAUAAAUCCGGAUGUUGUAACUUAUAAUACUUUGAUUGAAAUUCACAGCAAGGCUGGCCGAGUUAAAGAGGCUUACAAGUUCUUAAAAAUGAUGCUCGAUGCUGGAUGCACUCCUAACCAUGUUACUGACACGACUUUAGAUUAUCUAGUAAAGGAAAUCGAUAAAUUGAGAUACCAAAAGGCGUCGAUUUUGAAGGAAAAAGAUGAUCCUUCUUGA
Molecule: messenger RNA, 1617 nt
Organism: Vicia faba (fava bean)
Lineage: Eukaryota; Viridiplantae; Streptophyta; Magnoliopsida; Fabales; Fabaceae
Source: the annotation of a GenBank genome assembly